GAUUAAUAGUAGUUAUAGUAGUUUUAAGGAUAUGUUUUGCAUUGGGUAUUUAAUGUUAUUUCUGCUUGGAACAUCUAAUAACGAGGCACAUUUACCAUGUGUUAAAGUGUGGCAAAAAAAAUAAAAUUGCUGGCUUUUUGGGCUCUUUUGAGAUAUCCAUUACUAAUUAGUCUCAAUAAUCUUCUAAUAUUUUACUGUGAGAAAAUUUCAUUUAAUAUGAUCUAAAAGGGGGUUGUCUUAAAUCACAUCAUUUCCUUUCAUUUGUAUGGCUUCAAAUUUUUAAUCCAAAAUUCAACGUAUGAUCUCCAUUUCCUUUGCCUGACCAAUGGACAAAUCAAACAAAAAAAGAAGUGGUUUUGGUACAUAACUUGUAAAAAAUAAAUUAAAAUACAAAAAGAUAUCCUUCAUCGAGAAGUUAAUCGUUUUCAUGUAACUAUUAUUGCAUAUAUUAAUGCAUUAUGUACAUUUAUCAUAUAAUUGUGUAACUCGUGACUUAGUUACAACCACGGAUCCUGGUUAUCAAAUCGUUUUGAAGGAUAUUUAAUUCGAUUAUUUAACAAAACAGACAGCUGUGAGGUUAAUACGGCGAGUACUAACGGAGAGAUGUCGAGAAGAAAACUGCCGCCCCCGGGCUUUAACUUCAAGACUCAAACGGAACAAGUUGUGACUCCACCAGGGAAUUUAGAUAAACAAACAACAAUUACAGUUGAUGAUCGAACUUUCACUGUACAUGCUGAUGAUUUGGUAAAGAUUUGUGAUCUUGGCCGAGGAGCAUAUGGUAUUGUUGAGAAGAUGCGCCACCUACCUAGCAACACCAUUAUGGCUGUUAAGAGAAUCACAGCCACAUUCAACAAUCAAUCUUUGGAACAAAAACGUUUGUUAAUGGAUCUUGAUGUAUCAAUGAGAGCAAGUGCGUGUCCGUAUACAGUACAUUUCUACGGAGCAAUGUUCAGGGAAGGGGAUGUUUGGAUUUGUAUGGAAGUAAUGGAUAUGAGUUUAGACAAAUUUUACACAAAAGUCUACAAAAAUGAUCGUACCAUACCUGAGAAUAUUCUUGGAAAGAUAGCAUUUUCGGUUGUUAGUGCUUUACAUUAUUUAUACUCCAAACUCAGAGUCAUACAUAGAGAUGUGAAACCAUCAAAUAUAUUGAUCAACAGAAAGGGUGAAGUGAAGAUGUGUGACUUUGGCAUUUCUGGUCAUCUGGUAGAUUCUGUUGCAAAAACAAUUGAUGCUGGCUGUAAACCUUAUAUGGCACCAGAACGAAUUGAUCCAACUGGAAAUCCUGGGCAAUAUGACAUUCGAAGUGACGUGUGGUCUCUGGGAAUAUCCAUGAUUGAACUAGCAACAGGAACUUUCCCAUACAACACAUGGGGCACACCUUUCGAGCAACUAAAACAAGUUGUUAAAGAUGAUCCACCAAGGCUUCCAGUGGGAAAAUUUUCAAACGAGUUUGAGGAUUUAAUAGUGCAAUGCUUACAGAAAGACUAUAGACUCAGACCAAAUUACGAUGCAUUGUUAGUGCAUCCAUUCUGCCAGGAACACAGUCAAAAGGAAACAGAUGUUGCAUCUUUUGUUCAGGAAAUAUUAGAUAUAGCAGACAAUGCUUAGUUGUAGCAUCAUAAUAGUACACCUAUAAGUACAAGUGUUUAAUAACUAACAUUAAUGGUAGAUGUUUAAUGGAAUAAUUAAUCGAUUAUAGUUUAAAAAUAAUCGUCAUUAACAAUUUAAUUUGUCAAGUAAUACUUGUCUGAUGAAAGUUUGCCGUUACUUUAAAGGUCACGUUAAUUAGAAGCAGUGACAAAAAAUAAUCAAUAUCUGAUAUAUCCGUUUAUUGGUCAAAGAAAACUUGUUAAAUUUGGAGAUGAAAUUAGGAUUGAAUUAGUAUGAAUCCCAAAACAUUGUUGAAAACGCUAUUUAGAUUAGUUUACAGAAUGAGUCAUUGUUAAGAUUGGAAUGUAUUGGUAUGCACAAAUGCAGAGACAAACUAAACCUGAAAAAUAUGGAUUCAUUACAAAAAGUUUUAUUUUAAUACUUUAUUAUAUAUUUAUUUCAUGAGUAAUUUCUUUAUAUACGUAUUAUUAAUUUAUUUAACAGGUAUGAAUUGUGUACAACAUAAUCGGCCAUUUAAAAUUAUUAUUUUUGCGGCCAUAUGAAAUUAUUGUGCUGUGAAACUGUCGGACAAGUUAAUAUUAUUCAUUAAUUUGUUAUUAAAUUUGUUGAGAGUGCUGAAACCGUUAGCGCUUUCAAGUGCUCGUAUUUAAAAACAAUCUGUGGCGAAUUGGUGUAUUUAAAAAAAAACCCUAUUAAAUUGUCUGUACUAAUUUAUUAUUCGUUAGAAGUGCGUUAUACUAAAAUAUCGAAGCAGGAAACGGUAAACUCGAUGCAAGCAAGUACCUAAUAAAGCUUUUGAAAGCGUCAGUUUAAGCGAGAUGUAGAAAGAGUCAUGUAAUCAUUGAUUAACGUAGUGGCGAGAUGUGAACUCAAAUAACGACUGUUUAUAACUAUUUACAUCACAAAAUAAUUAUAUUAGUUUUAAUAAAAAGAUAUGUUUUUAA
Bombyx mori (domestic silkworm) is the source of this 2555-nucleotide messenger RNA. It is a transcript of the gene lic, whose product is annotated as dual specificity mitogen-activated protein kinase kinase 6. NCBI's taxonomy places the organism in Eukaryota, Metazoa, Arthropoda, Insecta, Lepidoptera, Bombycidae. Gene Ontology annotation, biological process: protein phosphorylation; stress-activated MAPK cascade. The record is from RefSeq and is a predicted model, not a curated record. The transcript is spliced from 3 exons. Bases 604 to 1608 code for a protein of 334 amino acids. Gene Ontology annotation, molecular function: MAP kinase kinase activity; ATP binding.